UUAGCAGCGACCGGUUAGUCUUCGUCGGGUGUUCGUGUCUGCUGGCACAGCUUCUGGCGUUGUCGGUCGUUUUUUCCCACUGAAAGCUGAAUCCUGAACCUGUGUAUCAUUUCGGUCUGGCUGCGAUCCGAACCGUAUUGUAUAUUUGUGUGCGUACACAGGCGUUCCGUACGGCAAGUGUAAGUGGUAUCGAUGUCACAGACUCCGCAGCGGAUGCUUAGGAGAAAAAUCUGAACCGUGUUUAAUUUGCUGAUCAAUGUGAAUAGGAAUGAGGAUUAACGCAGUGUUUAUGUGAAAUAAAAUCAAUUUCGUUAGCGGGAACGGGAGUGCUGUGGAACCUGCUGCUGAUGCUGCUGCUGGAUGACAGUGAGAAUAUGGGAUGGGAAAAGUGAUGGAUGCUGAUGCUCGCUCUCGCUCCCUUUCUGUUUCGCUUUCUUCACAGCAUCACGAGCUAAAAUGAAGUGUCACAAGUUUCAAAGUGGCACAUAUUCCAGUGAUUCCCAGUUAACUCCAAAACGAGUCCCCGAUGGGCGAUUAAUCUACUGACGGUGGAGAUUCCAGGAGUAACUUAGCAACCGAAUUUUUAGCGUUCUUACACUUCCCUAGUGGGGGGUGUGUGUGAGUGUUUUGCCUAUGUGCCAAACGUCAAAAAAGACGGGUGUCUAGUGGUGUAGCUUUUUUCGGAGAAAAAUAUCCUGUCAACAGUGCAAAAACGGGCUCGAGGAUAGUGGAAAAGUGGUACCAAGAGAGAAGCCAAGAAGAAAAUAAAACACAGCCGAACAAAUGAAUGUGGAAGUUUAAUAAUGAAAGUUAGUUAUGGGAUGCUUCGAGGAGAUUGACCUAGGUCAGCCGCGUUAGUGAAAAUUCUUCGAAAAGGCGAUUUGUCUCUGAAUUUUUAGGAAGUGAAACAGAAAAUCUAGUAUAGUUCAGUGUAUUUUGUUAUGAUUGGAAUGUUGUGCUCCAACUCGGGUCUCAAGGAGCGGCAAAGCAGUACAAAGUCGCCAAGUGGAAGGAUUUAACAAAUAUAUGUUUAUGUGAAUGUGAACAAGUCAGAUCCUGCUUUGAGAGCUCUCCAGCGAAAGUAGUACUCGUGUCAGUCGUCCUGCUAGUUGCUAGUGAAACCAUUCCGAAUUGGGAACGAAGAAGAAAAUAAUACCGACCUAUAGGAAAGAAACCCCCCUUCCCUCGUACUCGUCCUGGUAAAAGCCAACCAUAGAAGAAGUGCUUAUCGUUUUCCGUCUUGGUUGCCGCCAGAGCAAGUCAGUGUAUCCACUUAGUGAUGUUGGAAGUGAUGUGAAGUGCGGAUUAGCGAACGAGUUGAGCCGUAAUAAACAUGGGAUUAACUUAUACAUAAGACGGAAGGACGUGUGGCGUAGAAAAAAAAGUGAAAAAAAAUAGAAAAAAAACGAAGUCGUCACCAGUUUCGUGCAAAGUCAUUGACCGUCGCCGGAAUAUUCUUGAGAUCGGACGGAAAACUUCUCGUCACAGGUAUCAUCGACCUGCCAACAGAAUCACGUACCCAAGGCAUGUUCCGGUCGCAAAUAGAACCGUAAUUUUGUACUUUCCCGUCACUGUUGCUGCAUUGUGUGAAAACCGCCCAGUGUCGAGUGAGCCCGACUAUAAGCAGAAAAUGGAGCGAAGUGUGAUGGUGGGUGGCGGACGAACCUCAGUGGAAAGUUUUUCUGCAGCAGCAAUCGACAGUUCAAGUCCCACUUCGCCGUCUCCACAUCCAUGAAUUGCGACGGAAAACAGGCAGGAACGACACCCGAGCGAAGUGACGUACGAAACGGAAGAAACGCGCGCGGAGGUGAAAAUUAAAAGCCAGAAUCAAUUUUCCGGGAGACUAGCAGGGCAGAAGUUGGUGCGCAAGAAAAAGUACUUCGGUUCGGUUGAAGAGCAAUGUAAAUAAGCGUCGAUGAAGCGAAUCUACGGGACCGGCCUCGCUACAGCAGUUAAUUACAAUGCACACCCAAUGAAAUGACCUUCCAGCGGUAGGCAAUCAUCAAGUGACGAGUCCCGCGCACCCGCCGGUGUUUAUUUUUUGAUUUUCUAUGGUUUUUGCAUCACAUCACCUCUAGCACCGUGUUAAACCCCGGACGAAACCAACCGAAAAUGUUUGUCAAGUUCCAGUAUUACUGCAUCGUCUAUUUUCUGCUGGUGCGGCACCUGAACGGCUCCACGAUGGAUCUGUACAAAAACUCCCGGCUCAGCCAGCGAAUCGUACAGACUCGGUACGGGCGGCUGCAGGGAUUGAUCCUGCCGCUGGAGAGCCACAAAUUCCUCAAACCCAUCGAAGCGUUCCUGGGCGUCCCGUACGCCACGCCGCCAACCAAGAUGAAUAGAUUUAGCCCAACCCGAACGCCCUCGCCGUGGGACGGCGUCCGGAUAGCUGACAAAUUCAGCCCCGUUUGCCCGCAGCGGCUGCCGAAUGUAAAUAACGAAACAGCAGCUUUAGAUAAGAUGCCAAAAGGACGACUAGAGUAUCUGAAACGUUUACUACCUUUUUUAAUCAACCAAUCGGAGGAUUGUUUGUACUUGAACGUAUUUUCACCUGCACACGCCGCUCAAAGCGACAAAAAAUUACCUGUUGUAGUAUUUUUACACGGAGAAUCAUUCGAGUGGAACAGCGGGAACCCCUACGAUGGAACAGUGCUGGCCAGUUAUGCAGAAUUAGUUGUAGUUACAUUGAAUUAUCGACUAGGAAUCUUAGGUUUUUUAAAUGCCAACCCAAGCCCGGAGAUCCGGGCUCGAGUGGCCAACUACGGCCUGAUGGACCAGAUGGCGGCCCUACACUGGGUCCAGCAGAACAUUGCCAAGUUCGGAGGGGAUCCCUCGAUGGUGACCCUGGCUGGCCACGGUAGUGGGGCUGCCUGCAUCAACUUCCUAAUGACCUCGCCGACGAUGGUCCCGGGACUGUUUCACCGGGCCAUUCUACUGUCGGGGUCCGCCUACUCGUCCUGGGCGCUCGUUGAGGAUCCAGUAAUCUAUGCCCUUCGCCUAGCGAAGGAAGUCAAUUGCUCAAUACCGGAAGAUCUAAUCAAGAGUCACGAGGAAAUUGUGGACUGUUUGCGGGAUGUACCGCUAGAGGAUCUGUUUGCGGCCGACAUCCAGCCUCCCAGCUUUCUUAGUGCUUUCGGACCUUCGGUAGAUGGAGUAGUAAUCCGACCAGGUCGAACCAAUCAGGACAUCGAUGAAACGCCCAUCCGAGGAACGUCAAAACGAUCCCAAGGAGCGGCAGGCCGGUAUGAUCUCCUAUUCGGAGUCGUCACCGGCGAGGCACUGUGGCGGUUCAGUGCCGCCGACAUACAAAGCGGUUUCGAGGGUGAACGGCGGGACCGAAUCCUCCGAACCUACGUAAGGAAUGCCUACACGUAUCACCUCAGUGAAAUAUUCUACACCGUAGUAAAUGAAUACACCGAUUGGGAGCGGACCAGCAUGCAUCCGAUCAACACCCGUGACGCUGCUGUGGCAGCUCUCUCGGAUGCCCAAUUUGUGGCACCCCUGGUACACACGGGCGAUAUGCUGGCUCCGCCUCCGCCUCUCCCGGGCCAGGAACCGUCCGGUCCGAUGUGUUUCUUCUUCGUGUUCGACUACCAAACCAAGGACGGCGACUACCCCCAGCGAAUGGGGACGGUCCACGGCGAGGACCUUCCCUACGUGUUCGGCGCACCCCUCGUCGACGGUUUCAACCACUUUCCCAAGAACUACACCAAAUCGGAGGUAGCCCUGUCGGAGGCGAUCAUGAUCUACUGGGCUAACUUUGCGCGAACAGGAAAUCCAAACGAACACCACCGGCAGGACUCAAUCCUAACGGCCUCCAAAGAGCGUAAUCGCUUCCGCAGUAUUAACUGGGACGAAUAUGAUCCUGUCCACCAGAAAUACCUAGAAAUCGGCAUGAAACCCCGCAUGAAAAAUCACUUCCGGGCCCACCAGCUUUCGAUCUGGCUUCGACUGAUACCGGAGCUGCACAAAGCCGGAAUGGAGGACGUGGUGGCGCGGCACAAUCUGUUCAAGAACCAUGACGACUUGGACAUCUACGAGGGAAUCGUCAAGCCGAAUGGUUUAUCCCGGCUGUCCUUCCUGGAGCAGGAUCUCAAGCGAAGAGGCAUGAAUGGUCCCCAGUUCGGCCACUCGCUGCACAGUAACGUUGGUAUGACUACCAUGGAGCCGGCACUGCUGACCACCUGCAUGCCAGUCGGAAACUACACGGCCUACACCCAACCCACGUCUACGGUGCUAAAUGCCACGAUGGACACCCUCGCCGGACUGGAGGCGGCCGGAUAUGCUGCCUACUCGACUGCCCUGAGCGUCACCAUCGCCAUCGGGUGCAGUUUGCUCAUACUGAACGUUCUGAUCUUUGCCGGAGUCUACUACCAGCGGGAUAAAACGCGACUGGAGGUGAAGAGCUUGCAGAAACAGUACCAGCAGCGGGGUGCGAUGCACCAGCAGGGGCCGUUUGAUCCGAUUAAGCACGCCCACUACCACCUGGGUCACUCGCAGUCCGCUAACGUGAUAGUAGACGUGGAAAACCACGACACCGGAGCUCUCAUUCUUGCCAGUGACGUCAAAUCACCCCACAUCUGUUCAAACUCGAUGCAGAUAAAUGUGAUGAAGGGUGGUUCCCCCGGUAAUGAUGGCCGGGGAGGUAGCGGUGGAGGUGGCGAUGGCGGAGGAAACUGUAACGUCCCAUCGGGUCAAACCACAAAUAAUGCAAAAAUCCCACUGGCUAAUAACACCUCGUACAAGCCGCGCACCGAACACAUUACGAUACCGAUCAAAAAUUCAACCUUCACCGGUGGCACCGGUAUGAUGACAUUGCCCAAACCGGGCACGGUGCACAUACCGAUGAGCUACAACCGGAACGAGUGCAUGACACUGCCCCGGAAUACCGGCAUCAAUGCAUCCAGCAUGAACACGGAGGCUCAACAAAUUAAACUACCGCCAAACGGAACUGCCAUCGGUGUUCACAUGCGCUCGAACGCGGCCACGUCCACCCUCGGCAGGCCGCAAUCCUGUAGUAAUAGUUCGCCGGAGAAUCGGCCCCUUCACUCGACGUCAACGUCCUCGACGCAACAUCCGCCCCCACCGCCUUCCAGCGGCCAUCAGCACGCGCACCAGCAUCACUCACAUUCACACAUGCAACAGCAGCAGCAGCAACAGCAGCAACAACAGCAACAGUACCACCAUCAACAGCAGCAACAGGAUUCCGGUGGAACCCAGCUACAGAACCUCAAAGGAUGCCCCCAGCAGAUGCCCCACGCUGCUAUGAGUGAGAUGCGUGUUUGAUUGCAUUUCGGUCACGGGCGACCCUACAAUCCAACUGAUGGUGAAAUUGUUUAAUGUUUUGUUUUGUUGGUUGAUCCCCCAUUCUUUGUUGUGUACGGUGAGUACGUCUAGGGUGACCGAGGAUUCUUAAGCCCUAAGUUUAUCGUACCCUUGCGUCACCCAGGGGACACCCGUAUAACGGAGUGGGUGUGAAAUCCUCAUUUUCCCACGCUACUUUAAGAGAAUGGGGGUAAGCUGAACCCCGAUGGCACUACUGGUCCUGUCUAUCGCUCCCACACGGGCGAGGGGAACACGAUCGUCAUUACCGAUUGGUGCUCGUUUUAUUACUCCACCAUCGUCACCAUUACCAUCAUCAACACCGCCCGUGACGUUCAUAUCCUUUAUGUUGAUUGAUUGUUGAUGUUUGCUAUGUUAUUCUAUGGAUAAAACUAUGAAACUACAAAGGGGUUGGUAUUGAUCUUCUCCGUCCAGUCAACCGGCAAGCGAUGAUGCCCGAAGGUGCUGCCCGGCUGCAGUGUGACCCAGUUGACCGAUUGCUCAAACGGUAGGGGUUAAAAAGCAUUCCCCAGUCAUGGCUGUUUGCUCAAUGGCUAUCGCUGUUUAGGUUCACUUUCCACCAGCAUUCAAAUGCUGCUCAGUGAAAGAUGGCAUUUUUUUUUCUCUCGAUUUGCUAACGGGUCGUUACUAAGCCACGUGGUCGUCAAGAGGAUGGGAGGUAAGUUGAAAAAAUCAUGAAAGACGCGUAGAAAAGUGGCAGAAAGGCUAAAGACCGGAGCACGUGGUCUUCAUUGUGUUGUCACUUUUCAUUUUUCAUUUUUUACCUUUCAUCACAACUGCUCUGAAAAUAUAUCCCGAGCAGGAGAAAAUAUCAUCAUAAUAUCACAACCAGAUAUUGGAAAUACACCUCAAUUUGAUCUUAAUAUGGUUUACAUAGUUGGUAAAAUAACAAAAAAUAAUACCAAAAUAUCGUUCCUCCAAGACUAUAUGAAUAACAAAGCUUGGUAUUUCAAUAACAAAUCAAUAAUUUGCAUUAAAAAUCACGAAAAUGACCGAUUCAGUUAUUUUCAACUUAUUGAACACUAAAUGCAUAACUGAUACAUUAUUAAUAAUCAAUAACGAACAAUUUUUACUUAAAAACUUACUUUUGAUGAGAUAUUUUAAAAUCAACUCAAAUAUCUCAUUGAAGGCAUAGCGAGAUAUGAUAUCAAAAUUUUAUGAUAUUUUCAUAUACUCGUUUGGAACGUGAAUAUCUUUCGAAUAACACGAUAAGUCCUCAUAACUAAAUAUGUUAUUGAUGAGCAGGGCCGGAUUUAAACGGUGUGGGGCCCGGGGCAAAUUUGUUUGUGAGGCCCUCUUUUCUAAAAACAUUUAGAGGUAACGUUCUGGAAGGUGACGAGCAAAAAAAAAAGGUCGCCGAAGGACUAGGGGGGCCCCUUGAAUCGGGAGGCCCUGGGCAUUUGCCCCCUUUGCCCCCCCUCAAAUCCGGGCCUGUUGAUGAGUUAUGAUUUUGUUAUCCUUGCCUGCCCGGGAUAAAACACUACGGCGCAUCGCCAUCCCAAAACGCAAUUUUAAUUUUUUAAUUUGAUUUGCUAACAUUCAUCAGCAUUCAUAACCUCAAAAGCCAACUCUUUAUACGUAACGCAUUCAAAUAUUGACAAGAUUAUUUCCAAAAAAAAAAAAUAUUGUUUUAUGCGAACAAAUCAAAUCAAAACAAAAUUGUAGAUCAUUAAAUGUUUUUCUGAGAAAGAAUCCAUUCCGGGCAGAAACGUUUAUGAAGAGUUGUAAAAUGCUCAUUUUUAAAAUAUUCAUUAAUUUAGAGGAGAAGUAUGAAAUUUAGACCCUUCUUACAGAAGACGAGGUGAGCAAAAUGUUGUAUUAGGGAACGCGAGUGAAAUUUGACUGGUGACAGCUGAGUGACAGACGAACUACUCGUCCAAAAUCCAGUCGACUCGCUGUCUUAAAUACCAAAAUUGGUCAGACGAGUAACUCGUCGCUCGCCUUGUCGUCUGUAAUAGGGGCAUUAACUUCACUGCUGGCAAAAAGUGUAACGGUGUUGGGAAGAAUCGAUUUGUUUUUAACGUGCACAAUUUGCAGAAGACAAUAUCAGAUGAUUAUUUUACGUAUUACCUUCAGCAAGUUAUCAUAUACAAAUUUUUUUUCUUAUAUAUGAAAAAAAAAUUCUUAGCCGCAACCUAUGUAACAAGUAAUCUUGUACUUCUCUUAUCAAAAUCUAAAAGAUUGAUAAUCAAAAUUGAUUAUUAAUGGAUUUGAAAAUAUAUUGUCCAAAAAUAAAACAAUAACUGGAGAAACCAAAUUGAACCGUUGAUAGUUUAAAAGCCGUUAUUCAUGUUAAAAAUUACAACAAGAGAAAUUCUAUGAGAUUUUUCGAUGUGUAAAUUGGAAUCACAACUGAGAAUUUUGCAAUAUUUAUUGCACUACCCACUACUUAGAAUUUUUUUUUUAAAUAUUUCCAAGCAUUUCGAGCUCAGAACGAAAUGUUUUGUUUACGAAGUGUACAUGCCACUUGCACACGACUAUCACAGAUUUUGCUCAAAGAUGGGUGAAUUAUUCAUCUACCGUCUCUUUGGAAAAAUCCCCAUUUUUGUGUCGAUUGGAUUACCCCCCGCUCUGUAGGACCCUCUCUUUAUUGCAAAGUCACGCAAUUUUUGUCAAAAAUCUCUUUUUUCCUUUUUCUUACAACUCAUAGACGUUAGAUGUCCGAAAAAUACUGAUAGAUGGUUUUUGAAGGAAAUAAACCAAGGAAUCCAGAAAAACUAUAAGUUUUGACCAGAAGUGUUGCCAAAUAAAUUAUUUUUGUAUUUGGAAACUAAAUUUACAUUUUUCGGCAAAUGCAGCCAUUUUUAAUUCACAUUUGAUAAUAUCAUCGUGUUCCUUGAAAAAUUUCACGUAAGAAGCAACUAUCAUCCCUAGGUAAUAUGAUCCAAUCUCAAGAUAUAACAUUUUUACGAAAAUAGUUGUAAAUUUCGUAAUUAUUUUACAAUUUAUAGACGUAAGACACCCGAAAAAUAGUGAUAGGUAAAUUUGGAAGAAAAUAAACCAAGGAAUCCAGAAAAAAUAUUGGGUUUUGACCAGAAGUGUUGCCAGAUAGAUUAUUUUUGUAUUUUAAAAUAAAAUAUUCAUUUUUCGGCUAAUGCAGCUAAUUUUAUUUUAAAUUUGAUGGUUUCAUUGUAUUUCUCGAAAAAUUUCACGUAAGCCGCACUUACCACCCCGUGGUAAUAUGAGCCAAUC
Messenger RNA from Wyeomyia smithii (pitcher-plant mosquito), 8535 nucleotides. RefSeq names its product neuroligin-4, Y-linked. The record is from RefSeq and is a predicted model, not a curated record. The transcript has 11 exons. Gene Ontology annotation, biological process: modulation of chemical synaptic transmission; neuron cell-cell adhesion; synaptic vesicle endocytosis. Lineage: Eukaryota; Metazoa; Arthropoda; Insecta; Diptera; Culicidae. Bases 2113 to 5286 code for a protein of 1057 amino acids. Gene Ontology annotation, cellular component: postsynaptic membrane; synapse; cell surface. Gene Ontology annotation, molecular function: signaling receptor activity; neurexin family protein binding.